This is a messenger RNA of Eruca vesicaria subsp. sativa (arugula), 1011 nucleotides long. NCBI's taxonomy places the organism in Eukaryota, Viridiplantae, Streptophyta, Magnoliopsida, Brassicales, Brassicaceae. The record is from the annotation of a GenBank genome assembly.
AUGGCUCCAAGAACACCAAAACGCCGCACCGUUCAGCAUUUCACGCAUACUCAUCCACUAACCGAGUUUAACAGCGUCGGUGACUUCAUCUGCGACGGCUGCAAAACCUACGGCUCAGGCAAAACCUAUCGAUGUGAACCAUGCAACUACGACCUCCACGAUUACUGCGCCACGUGUCCCCUCACCCUACCAACCUUCCUUCAUCCCAAGCACGAACUUAACCUCGUCGUCCGUAAACAACAGUCCACGCGCCAGAUCGAACGUGCUUGCGACAUAUGCAACGAGUCGGUGGAAGGGUUGUUCUAUAGAUGCAAGCUAUGUGAGUUUGACGUGCACCCUCUCUGCACGCAGCUUCCUCAGCACGUGAGGCACGUGCUUCACCCUGCUCAUCACUUGGAGUUUCGCCUCGGAGGAGAUAGCCCGUGCAUGGUGUGUUACAACCCGUGUCAAGCUUGGAGGUAUAGGUGUGAGUUAUGUAAGUUUGAUAUUCAUAUGGAGUGUGUAUUAGCUGUGUGCAACACGUCACCUCCUGACAAGACCGGAGCAUCGGACACUAAGAGUAAAGGGUUCAAUCCACAAGGAGGACAAGGACAACCAUCAUGGUCGGGGCAGUGGCAACAACCGCAUAUGGGUUACCCGUAUGGGUAUGUACCGAUGGGUCAACCACCACAUUUUGGUUACCCUUAUAAUGGGUUUGGACAUAUGGGUCAACAACCUUAUCAUCCUCAAAAUUUUAAUAACUUUAGCAACGGGUUCAAUACGAAUUCAGGUCAAGUACCAGCGGCCGGAGCAGAUCAAAAACCGCCUCCAGGUAAGGGAUGGAAGAUGUUUACUAUUGCAUCGAAGCUAACACUUGGGGUUGUUUCUAAUGCAUUGUUUGGGUUUUCCAUUGAAAGUCUCUUUGCGUGAGUUUUGAAUUUUUUUACUAAGAAAAAACGCAAAAAUAAUGUAAUAUUUUCUUUCCUUUUCAUUAAAUAAAGUUGUUAGCCGAUGUGAAACAUUCAAUUUUGU